AUGAAGGUUAUCAUCACUGGCGCAACUGGCGCAAUUGGUGGCGUGAUCCUGCAGCACGUCCUGCGCCGUAACGACAUCACCAAAGUCAUCGCAUUGACGCGAAGAGCACUCCCCGACACCAACACCCCUAAUGCGAAACUGGAAAACAUCAUCAUCGAAGACUUCGGCGCCUUGGAAAACGUGCAGGACGAAACAUGGGAAAAGAUCCAGGACGCCGACGCAAUGAUCUGGGCAAUGGGCACUUAUGAUCUGAACGAGGACGUCAAUGUGAAAUACCCCCUAGCUUUCCAAGAACAUUUCGCGAAGAGAUUACUUGCAUCGUCGUCGCAGGAAGGGAAGAAAGACAAGUUCAAAUUCAUUCUUCUCUCAGGCGCAUUCGUGGAACCCGAUCAGUCACGCAGACUAUUCUUUCUGUGGGACCAACGCAGGAUGAAAGGCGUGCUUCAGACAAAGACAAUUGAGUUUGCGGAAGGGCAUCGUGAGGUUUGGGAGGCCUUUGUUAUCAGGCCUGGGGGAGUACUCUAUGGUGGUAACACGCUUCUGAACAAGACGGCAGAAUGUGUGUUCGGAAGUCUUGCCAUACGAGGCGAAGAGUUGGGCGCGUUUGUGGCGGACUUGGUGGUGCAUGGGUCGCAACAAUGUCUCAUCGAGAACCCCGAGAUGGUGGAAAGAGGAAGGAAGCUACUUGUCGAGGCUUUGUGA
This is a messenger RNA of Dothidotthia symphoricarpi CBS 119687, 702 nucleotides long. RefSeq lists its product as uncharacterized. The coding region runs from base 1 to 702 and encodes 233 amino acids. The record is from RefSeq and is a predicted model, not a curated record. The transcript has a single exon. NCBI's taxonomy places the organism in Eukaryota, Fungi, Ascomycota, Dothideomycetes, Pleosporales, Dothidotthiaceae.